AUGUCAGGGGUAAAACCUGAACUUAAGCAAGUAAUACUGGCUGAUCUUGGUUUCUUAGAAGGGACUCUCCCUUUCAAGUACUUGGGGAAGCCUUUAUCUUCAAAGAAACUGACCAUAGCUCAAUGUAUGCCAUUUGUUGAAAGAAUCACAGAAAGAGGGAGGUGCUGGUCAGCAAAGUUGUCAUCUUAUACAAGUAGAUUGGAAUUGAUUAAGUCUGUCUUGUUUGGAAUACAAAGUUAUUGUGCUCAAAUUUUCCUACUGCCUAAGAGGUUUCUGAAACUUGUGGAAGCAACUUGUAGAUCCUCCUUAUGGUCAGGACAUGCUGCUAUCUUAAAGAAAUCUUUGGUUUCUUGGGCCAAAACUUGUCUUUCUAAAGCUGCUGGGGGUCAAAAUGUGAUGAAUAUAUGUCUAUGGAACGAGAGUGAUAAUGGUGAUUUAUCAACUAGGUUGGCUGCUGUGGUCACGAGACAGAAGUUUCUUACAAAGCAUAUGUAUGUUGCUCUUUUUCCUGUCUAUGUGAAAGUCCCUUGGAAGAGCUUAGUUAUGCAGAAACAUAUCCAUCCUAGACAUAGGUUUAACCUGUGGCUUGCAAUUCAGAGGAGGCUAGUGACUGUGGAGAGAUUGUUAAAGUUUGGUUUCUUUAAUGGUUGGGGUUAUAUUGAACUGUAA
Molecule: messenger RNA, 669 nt
Organism: Lycium ferocissimum
Lineage: Eukaryota; Viridiplantae; Streptophyta; Magnoliopsida; Solanales; Solanaceae
Exons: 3
Coding region: 1-669 (222 amino acids)
Source: RefSeq, a predicted model, not a curated record